AAUUUAUUUGACAUUAUUUCUUAGAUAGCAAUAAAAUUUUGCUGCAUAAACUUUUUUGUGACAUACUAAAUUGAAUUCUUCGAUUCUGCUGUCUGUCUGUGUCUAGGACAGGCGUGUCAAACUCAGCUCCUGGACGGCCGCGGUGUCUUCUGUCUUCCAUUCCACCCAAGCGCUCAGUUACUUAAAUCGGACACAUUUAACACUUCUCUCCAGGCCCCACAAUGUUUUAUAGGUCGUGUGCCUUGAAUGAAGCGCAUUUUUUAAAUCCUCAACUGUAAAAGACCUUGAAAAAACAUUAAAACAUGUCCAGUUAUACCAAUGAGGUUGAUUGAGAGCUAAAGUUGGAAUGAAAACCAGGAGACCCCGCGGCCCCCCGAGGACUGGAGUUUGACACGCCUGGACGCCUGUGAAUCUCCAAGGUCGGUGUUGAGGGGAGUUCAUGAGCUGCUCUUGGGUUACAGUUUCCUGCUAUAGAAAUAUGUAGCACAGGCUUUAUAAAAGUAAGCGUCUUUAUAAAAGUAAGAGCCAGCGCCAUCUAGUUUUGGUUUCGCUGGCUAUACACAUCCACACAGCAGAGGAUGCUGCACUUAAAGACAGUUUGGCUGAUCUCGUUUACAGUACAUUGCAGGCAACUGGGGCCGAACAGCAGAUCCUGAACUCGGUCAAAGCACCCUAACGCAGACUGAUCACAAAAUCAAAAAAGACGCGAUAUCUGAGUAACUGCAAAAAUCAUCAACAGGUACAUUAAAAAAAAAAAAAAAAAAAAGUCAUUUGAAGCAACGGUUGCUGUUAAAACGCAGCACACACACAAACACGCAUUACUGCGUUUGCCUGUUCAGCCUGGGAAUUUUUACAAAGCGCGCCUGGCAAAUGUUUUUUGUUCCAAGGCUGGUAGAGUGACUCUGCGGCUUUAAGAGACAGGUAGGUAUCACCUGUAACUCAAUCUGUGUUCUAAAUAAAUGAUGGCUUUGUCAACAGCUCACUCAGCUUUGCUGGUCUUUUACGAAGACGGUGAAGAUACUACACAGGUGAACCCUCUGUUAUCAACAACAUUGCUAUUAUUAUUAUUAUUAUUAUUAUUACUAGAAUUGAAAUCACUGUGUCUCCAGUCUGCACCCUCCUUCUGCACUGCGUUGACCCAGCCAUGAACCCAGAGUAUGACUACUUGUUCAAGCUGCUGUUGAUCGGAGACUCUGGGGUCGGCAAGUCGUGUCUGCUGCUCCGUUUUGCAGAUGACACGUACACAGACAGCUACAUCAGCACCAUCGGAGUGGAUUUCAAAAUAAGAACCAUCGAACUGGAGGGGAAGACUGUGAAGCUUCAGAUUUGGGACACGGCUGGACAGGAACGGUUCCGGACUAUCACAUCCAGUUACUACAGAGGAGCUCACGGGAUAAUCAUCGUCUACGAUGUGACAGAUCAGGAGUCCUUUGAUAACGUGAAGCACUGGCUGGAAGAAAUCGGCCGCUACGCCAGCGAAAACGUCAGCAGACUGCUGGUCGGAAACAAAUGCGACCUGACCUCCAGAAAGGUGGUGGACUCUACGACCGGAAAGGAGUACGCCUUGUCCCUUCAGAUCCCCUUUCUCGAAACCAGCGCCAAGAACGCCACCAACGUGGAGCGGGCGUUCGUCACCAUGGCGACGGAGAUCAAGAAGCGGGUGGGCACCGACGCCGUUCAGAGCGAGGCGGGAAAAAGCACCGCGCAGAUCCACAGCUCCCCCUUGUGGUCUGGAGGGGGAAAGCAGGGAGGGGAGGAGGACAGCAGCUGUUGCUAGAUGCUUGGGAGCUGGGGAGCGCUCAGUGCAGUAUGUGUGUAUAUAUAUAUAUAUAUAUAUAUAUAUAUAGUAAUGUGCACAUUUAUUAGAACACCUCAUUGUUUCUGUAGUUUGGAUUUGUUGUGCUGAUGAAAUCAAACCACUGCAACUAUAAAUCUUGCAAAAUGGUCAGGAUAAAUUAGUGAUGGUCUGAUUUAAUUGAUGGCUUUUUAAAAGGCCACACAUGCAGAUCAUUUAAAAUAGUCAAGAGAAAAGGAACACACAGCCACAAAUGGUCAUAUGCAUCAGACUUUUUAGUUGUAUAGCCUAAUUAAAGCACAAAGCGGUCUAGCAUUUUCACACGAGUGCCUGCUGUUUGUAUAUCACUGAUUACUGACUGAAAUUUGAAGCUGUCACAUCCAGAGGUUUUCAUGCAGGUAGGCAUAUAACGGAUAUAAGUCUUUAGGAGUUGUAGUAAAUGUGCACACUAGUGUAUCUAUGUAUGCAUGUUCAUCUACAGUGUAUGUGUGUCUGCUGCAAUAUUGUUAAAUACCAAGCAGCUUUUAAUGACUUUUUUUUUUGUAUUCACUUUUCAUGAUGUUUCUAAUCAUUCAGUAUUAUUUGAGUCAUUGCAAACGUUAACUUUCUAGUCUAGAAACUGUAGAUGAUUUCGUCCCAGAUUGCACUCUUCGGAUGAGUCGGCUGUCCCAUUUUAAAACAUUUCUAAUUCAGCAAGUGAUUUAUCCCCCCCCAUCCCCCUAUCCCCCAUCCCCCUUAACUGAUAACUGACUUUCAGUUACAAAAACAAACAAUUGACAUCAGUGUGUUCUUUGACUACUGUGACAAAUCUGCCAUUGACUUGUGUUGUCUUUGAUAAAAAGUUUCCCAAUCAAAAGUGAAUCAAUUGAAAAAGUUCAAAAGAUGCAGAAUGUUUUUUUUUGUCGACCGCUCA
This is a messenger RNA of Acipenser ruthenus (sterlet), 2708 nucleotides long. Its product is annotated as ras-related protein ORAB-1-like. Lineage: Eukaryota; Metazoa; Chordata; Actinopteri; Acipenseriformes; Acipenseridae. The transcript is spliced from 6 exons. Gene Ontology annotation, biological process: regulation of exocytosis; protein secretion. Bases 1145 to 1777 code for a protein of 210 amino acids. Gene Ontology annotation, molecular function: GTP binding; GTPase activity. The record is from RefSeq and is a predicted model, not a curated record.